Mercenaria mercenaria is the source of this 665-nucleotide messenger RNA. RefSeq names its product perlucin-like protein. Bases 92 to 583 code for a protein of 163 amino acids. NCBI's taxonomy places the organism in Eukaryota, Metazoa, Mollusca, Bivalvia, Venerida, Veneridae. The transcript has 5 exons. The record is from RefSeq and is a predicted model, not a curated record.
CUGAUAAGAUAAAACUUAAGCCAGAGUAUAUAUAAGGAUAAGUCUUCUAUUUGGUGUCAUUUAAAGAACCGGUAUUAUCAAGGAAUACAGCAUGGAAAUGGCUAAUUUGAUUUUCUGUUUAACUAUAUUGUCUGCUUGUUAUACUGCGGGAGUUUCAUGCUGUUCAGUGGGAUGGGAGGCACACGGAGAUUCGUGUUAUCACUUCAGCCACGAUUCAGAAACCUGGACUGGCGCAUGGGACUUCUGUAGGAUACUGAAGGGCAAACUAGUGGAGAUCAAUUCUCCACAGGAGAACAUUUACUUGGAAUCACAAGCAAAACGGUUGAACAAGACAUUUUGGAUUGGUUUGACGGACAUCUUGCAAGAUGGGACUUUUGUUUGGAUGGACAGCUCAACACCACUGACGUCAUCUGGUUUUUCUGACUGGGCCCCUGGAGAGCCGAACAAUUUCGUUCAAGGAGAGGAAAGCUGUGUUGCACUGUACCAGCCACUAGGAUUUCGAUGGACUGACGCUCCGUGUAAUUUCGCCUCCCCACAUUUCAUCUGUGAGAAAGAUAACCCGUCAACACAGCCUGUAGGAUAAUUGAGCAAUUGUGGAUUUAUUUACUGGAUGAUAAUUAGUACUUUAAAAUAUUCAGUAUUGAAAUAAACUUAAUAAACGAAAA